UGAUAAUAAAAUAUUUUUGCUGCAAAACUCAUGUAUUAUCUUUAUAUUAGUAUAGAAGAAAGGAAAUAAAACCACUAAACACUUUGUACACCAAAGUUAGUUUUAAUUAUGAUAUUUGAGAGCAGUUUUUUUUUUUGGACUAUUGAUCAAUGGAAGUUUUUGAAGGGUAAAAUUGGCAAUAAGAAAAGUCCAGCCCAAACUCUUCUAUCAUUUUUAUAUAUUAGUAUAGAUUAGUAUAGAUAAUUGAAUUUUUUCUACUUCAACUCAUGUUUUUACAAUAACAACAGCAACAACAACAAUGGAUUUGUAUCCUCCUUUUUUUUUUCCUCCAAUUCCCACAACUUUAAAUCUUUGACAAUAUCAUACCAAAAAAUAAAAUAAACAUUUGACAAUGAAAAAAUCAAUCCCUUAAACCCCUAUUUGUUGGUUGUGUAACAGUGUAACAAAAGCAUAAGCAACUACUUGGAAAUUUUGGCUGAAAGAAAAGCUUGACGUUACUCUUUCCUCAACAUGCUGCACAAUAUAAAUGGUACCCCUAAGCUUGCCAUUCUCAUCAUCAUUGGAUAAACCUUACCAUUCUAUAUUCAACAUUCAUCUUCAUCAAACCUUGUCUUCAAAAUAACAUCAAUCAAUAUCAAUAUAGUUUAGACUAAUUUGGUCAUUACUCAUUACCAUAGAUCACAAUCAUUCAAUGGAAAGAGAAGGAAGUAUUUAUCUACAAAUUGGUGAAGUCGUCAGAGAAACCGACAUCACAGGCAUAACCAUAUUUGAGCCUUCUUUACCAAGUAACAUUGAGAAAUCAGAAAGUGACACUGACAUUGCAAAUUCUGUCUCUCCACCACCAACCUCGUCAAAUGUAGCACCAGAAAAAAAACUGACCCUUUUUGCUCUUCAACUUGCAGUGCUUGAAAAAACAGCAACUGGGUUAGGAACUCUUGGUUUCAUCUGGGCUACUGUUGUUCUUCUUGGAGGUUUUGCUGCCACCUUACAAAGAACCGAUUUCUGGUUCAUCACCAUCAUACUUGUUGUUGAAGGUACUAGAAUUUUCAGUAGGAGUCAUGAGCUUGAAUGGCAGCAUCAAGCUACAUGGUUCAUUACCGAUUUUGGAAUUGGAUUCAAAAGUUUCAUGGAAGUGAUGUCCACUUCAAAGCACAGAACUGAGGUAACAACACCAAGGACACCAACUAGGAUGUGGAUUAGCUCAGAAGUUCCACUCUUACCAUAUGCUAAAUGGUUUUUUCUUUCAAGGCAUGUUAGUAGAAUUCACUAUUGGCUUCAACUUAUUUCUGCAACAGCUUGUGUGAUUCUCUCAUCAAUAAUACUGGUUAAGCAUGAUUUUGAUGUGGCGGUGAACGGAGACACCGGUAAGAGGAACCUUCAAUCCGCUCUCAUUAUCUUUUAUUCCUUGGCUCUUGCAGAAGCUUUGGUGUUUCUAAUGGAAAAAGCUUAUUGGCAAUGGCAAGUCAACCAUUGUAAAUUGUUGGAACAGGUUACUGAUGAGUGUGGUUUAGGGUCGUCCGGAAUGGUAUCGAUUAGACGGUUCUUCUAUGAUACAUAUUCGAAAUGUGUUAAUGGAAGCAUAUUUGAUGGGUUGAAAAUGGACAUGGUAAGCUUUGCUAUGGAUCUCUUGGCUUCUAAUUCACCUGAUGAGCAGCUCAUGGGAGCAAGAAUUCUUAGGCAGUUUUUGAAAAACGCGCGGUUUUCCGAGGAUACACUUCAAAAGAUUGGAAUUGACAUAUCAGUUGUUGAGAGACUAGUUGAGAUGUUGAAUUGGACAGAACACAAGGAGGAAGAAAUUAGACUUUCAGCUGCAGAGAUUUUAUCAAAACUAGCCGGUAUGAAGCAGAAUUCUCUCCGGAUAGCCGGGAUACCGGGAGCUAUGGAAUCAAUAUCAACUCUUAUAGAAACUAACAGGAGUUUAAUUCCUGCAGCUGAUGAAAUCGGUAAAAAGAAUCUUCAAUUUGAUCAUCUUAGUUACACUUCCUGUACAUUUAACCAUUUAGGACUUCUAAUACUGAAAAGACUUGCGCGUGACCAUGAUAACUGUGGAAAGAUUGGAAAUACAAGAGGCCUUCUUCCAAAGAUCAUAGAUUUCACACAUGCUGAAGAAAAGUUGUUGAACAGUGAAAAUGUUAAUCCAUCACAAAUUCUAACUGUGAAGAGAUCUCUGCAACUGUUGAAGAUGCUGGCUAGCACAAUAGGCACCACUGGAAGACACCUUCGAAGAGAGAUAUCAGAGAUAGUUUUCACUUUCAGUAAUAUUAGAGAUAUUUUAAGGCAUGGAGAGAAACAUCCCUUUCUACAGAAACUGAGCAUUGAUAUUUUAACCAGCCUAGCAUUAGAAGGCGAUGCAACAGAGAGAAUUGGGGAUACAGGUGGAGUGCUUCAAGAAUUGUUCAACAUAUUUUUCAAAUACAGCAUUCCAGAAGAUCGGAAAGGUGUAAAUUUAACAGUUGCUGCUGGUGAGGCCUUAGCAAUGCUGGCAUUAGAAAGCAAGAGUAACUGUCAUAGAAUUUUGAAGCUGAAAUUACUGAGAAGGCUUGUAGAAGCAUUGAAAGAUCCAUUGCUUUGCGUCAAUUCAGCCAGAAUUCUAAGAAAUUUAUGCAUCUAUAGUGGUUCAGAAUGCUUCCACCAACUAAGGGGAGUAACAGCUGCAACACCUAUAGUAAGUGUUUUUCUGACCAUUAUUAUAUUUUUGAACUACCAGCAUAUGUAUCUUGAUUAUGGUUUUGACAUUGUUCAACCUUGCAGAUACUUCAAGCAAUCAUGUCAGAAGAAAACAAGAUACAAGAAGUGA
Messenger RNA from Trifolium pratense (red clover), 2797 nucleotides. RefSeq lists its product as uncharacterized. Bases 692 to 2797 code for a protein of 701 amino acids. The record is from RefSeq and is a predicted model, not a curated record. The transcript has a single exon. NCBI's taxonomy places the organism in Eukaryota, Viridiplantae, Streptophyta, Magnoliopsida, Fabales, Fabaceae.